UAUGACGCUACAACAUUGGCACACCUGUUCCUCCCAUUCUUCUCUGCAGAUCCUCUCAAGCUCUGUCAAGUUGGAUGGGGAGCUUCGCUGCACAGAUAUUUUCAGGUCUCUUCAGAGAUGUUUGAUCGGGCUCUGGCUGGGCCACUCAAGGACAUUCAGAGACUUGUCCCGAAACCACUCCUGCAUUGUCUUGGCUGUGUGCUUACUGUAGAUUCGCUGUACUUUUGGAAGGUGAACCUUCGCCCCAGUCUGAGGUUCUGAGCGCUCUGGAGCAGAUUUUCAUCAAGGAUCUCUCUGUACUUUGCCCUGUUCAUCUUUCCCUCGAUUCUGACUAGUUUCCCAGCUAGCACAGGGGAUCUGGGCCGAUUCCGGUUGAGAGUUGGGGCACUCGGCUGAGAGCCAGACUCGGCCGACGUCAUGUGGUCUGAGUCUGGCCCGCCUUCGGCAGUAUUACUUAUGGCUAGGAUGCGGGGAUUGAGCUCGGGCCGAUUCUGGUGAGUUAUCUGGCCCAAAUAUAUUACUUGUGGCUCGGGCCGAUUGUGGCUACUCUCUGACAGAUGAUUAACAUUUCAUUAUUGAUGUAUUUUUCCAUAAAAUGGUAGUUCAAAUAGAAUUGAUACGGAAGACAAACUACUUUUAGAUUUCAGCAUUGAAAGUCAUUUGCGCAGUUGGUAUUCCAACUGUCAUAAACUGUCACUAGAACUCAUCAAGACGGUAGAUACCCCUAUUGUUAAGAUGGAAACAAAAUAGCUAGCCAGCUAAUUAUUGUUAUUUUGUGACAGUUCUAACGUUAAAGGUAAUCUAUUUAUUAUAUUUUGUUUGUGGUAUCGUUUGCUAAAUGGUCUGGUAAAAUUAUCGCGGAGUCAGAGUUCGUUCACGUUAUGUGUUUCUGUGAUUGUGUUUACAAUAUAACGUUAAACUUCAACAGUAAAUAAUAUUUGUUAUCCAAUUUGGACAUUAAGUAACUGGGUAAUUUUUGUAAUAAUACAGUUGAAGUCGAAUGUUUACAUACACUUAGGUUGGAGUCAUAACAACUUAUUUUUCAACCACUCCACAAAUUUCUUGUUAACAAACUAUAGUUCUGGCAAGUCGGUUAGGACAUCUACUUUGUGUAUGACACAAGUCAUUUUCCCAUCAAUUGUUUACAGAGAUUAUUUCACUUAUAAUUCACUGUAUCACAAUUCCAGUGGGUCAGAAGUUUACAUACACUAAGUUGACUGUGCCUUUAAACAGUUUGGAAAAUUCCAGAAAAUGAUGGCAUGGCUUUAGAAGCGUCUAACAAGCUAAUUGACAUCAUUUGAGUCAAUUGUAGGUGUACCUGUGGAUGCAUUUCAAGGCAUACCUUCAAACUGAGUGACUCUUUGCUUGACAUCAUGGGAUAAUCGAAAUAAAUCAGCCAAGACCUCAGAAAAAUAAAAUGUAGUCUGGUUCAUCCUUGGGAACAAUUUCCAAACGACUGAAGGUACCACGUUCAUCUGUACAAACAAUAGUACGCAAGUAUAAACAUCAUGGGACCACGCAGCCGUCAUACCACUCAGGAAGGAGAUGCCUUCUGUCUCCUGGAGAUGAACGUACUUUGGUGCGAAAAGUGCAAAUCAAUCCCAGAACAACAGCAAAGGACCUUGUGAAGAUGUUUGAGGAAACAGGUACAAAAGUAUAUAUAUUUUCACGUCCUGACCAUAGAAAGCCUUUAUUUUCUAUGGUAGAGUAAGUCAGGGUGUGACUAGGGGUUUAGUCUAGUUUAUAUUUUCUAUGUGGGGUUCUAGUUUGUUUUUUCUAUGUUGCUGUUUUGGUAUGAUUCCCAAUUAAAGGCAGCUGGCUAUCGUUGUCUCUAAUUGGGGAUCAUAUUUACGUAGCAUUUUUCCACCUGUGUGUUAUGGGAUAUUGUUUUGAGUUAGUGCACAUAGCACCUCUAUAGUUACGGUUUGUUCGUUUAUUGUUUCGUUUUGUUAAGUUUCACUAAUAAUAAAGUAUGUGGAACUCAUAUCGCGCCGCGUUUUGGUCCGUCUCUACAAACGAACGUGACAGAAUUUCCAACAGGACCAAGCAGCGUGCCCAGGAGGAGAAGACAUUCUGGACUUGGGAGGAAAUUGUGGCUGGAGACGAAAAGCCUUCCGUGGAAGCAGAUGCAGGGAGAGAAGGGAGGACAGCGAUGACACCGUGGUUUGCGGCCACAGAAAGCCCAAGGACAACCUUGGGGGGCCACAAAGGGUGGUCGGCGGAAUGGGAUUGAUUUGCACUUUUCGCGUCCUGUGCCUGCUCCACACUCUCCCUCAAGUGCGCCUUCCCAGUCCUGUAUGUCCUGUGCCUGCUCCUCGCAAUCGCCCUGAGGUGCGUGUCACCAGUCCAGGGCCACCUGUGCCGGCCCCACGCAUUAGGCCUCCGGUGCGCCUCCCCAGUCCAGAUCUUCAGGCGACGGUCCCCACACUGUCCGGAACCUCCUGAGACGGUCCACUGUCCGGAAUCUCCUGAGAUGGUCCACUGUCCGGAAUCUCCUGAGACGGUCCACUGUCCGGAACCUCCUGAGACGGUCCACGGUCCGGAACCUCCUGAGACGGUCCACGGUCCGGAACCUCCUGAGACGGUCCACGGUCCGGAACCUCCUGAGACGGUCCACGGUCCGGAACCUCCUGCGACGGUCAACGGUCCGGAACCUCCAGCUCCGUGGCUGGAGCUUUCCCCUGCGCCGAUGCCCAUUCUGAGCAUGGCGUCCAGUCCAGCUCCAAGGCAGGAGCCUUCUUCUGCACCGAGGUCCAGUCCAGGUACAGUAUUCAGCCUGGGUCCAUGGCUGGAUCCGCGGGAUGAGCGGGUUCUUCGGCCUGCACCAGAGCCACCACCAAAGAUGGUGGAACCGAGAGCUGAGCGGAUUCUUCGUCCCGCACCAGAGCCGCCCCCGAUGCUGGCAGGUCCGCGGGAUGAGCGGGUACUUCACCCCACACCAGAGCCGCCACCGACACUAGACAUCUCCCCUAACUCUCCCUUUUUGUUUCAGGUUUUGCGGUCGGAGUCCGCACCUUUGGGGGAGCCGCUGAGGAAAUGUUGUUCAAAUCAAAUCAAAUGUAUUUAUAUAGCCCUUCUUACAUCAGCUGAUAUUUCAAAGUGCUGUACAGAAACCCAGCCUAAAACCCCAAACAGCAAGCAAUGCAGGUGUAGAAGCACAGUGGCUAAGAAAAACUCCCUAGAAAGGCAAAAACCUAGGAAGAAACCUAGAGAGGAACCAGGCUAUGAGGGGUGGCCAGUCCUCUUCUGGCUGUGCCAGGUGGAGAUUAUAACAGAGCAUGGCCAAGAUGUUCAAAUGUUCAUAAAUGACCAGCAUGGUCAAAUAAUAAUAAUCACAGUAGUUGUCGAGGGUGCAACAAGUCAGCACCUCAGGAGUAAGUGUCAGUUGACUUUUCAUAGCCGAUCAUUGAGAGUAUCUCUACCGCUCCUGCUGUCUCUAGAGAGUUGAAAACAGCAGGUCUGGGACAGGUAGCACGUCCGGUGAACAGGUCAGGGUUCCAUAGCCGCAGGCAGAAGAGCAGCAAGGCCAGGUGGACUGGGGACAGCAAGGAGUCAUCAUCAUCAUGCCCGGUAGUCCUGACGCAUGGUCCUAGGGCUCAGGUCCUCCGAGACAGAGAAAGAAAGAGAGAAGGAGAGAAUAAGAGAGAGCAUACUUAAAUUCACACAGGACACCGGAUAAGACAGGAGAAGUACUCCAGAUAUAACCUAGCCCCCGACACAUAAACUACUGCAGCAUAAAUACUGGAGGCUGAGACAGGAGGGGUCAGGAGACACUGUGGCCCCAUCCGAUGAUACGCCCGGACAGGGCCAAACAGGAAGGAUAUAACCCCACCAACUUUGCCAAAGCACAGCCCCCACACCACUAGAGGGAUAUCUUCAACCACCAACUUACCAUCCUGAGACAAGGCCGAGUAUAGCCCACAAAGAUCUCCACCACAGCACAAACCAAGGGGGGGCGCCAACCCAGACAGGAAGAUCACGUCAGUAACUCAAACCACUCAAGUGACGCACCCCUCCUAGGGACGGCAUGAAAGAGCACCAGUAAGCCAGUGACUCAGCCCCUGUAAUAGGGUUAUUAGCAGAGAAUCCCAGUGGAGAGAGGGGAACCGGCCAGGCAGAGACAGCAAGGGCGGUUCGUUGCUCCAGAGCCUUUCCGUUCACCUUCACACUCCUGGGCCAGAGUACACUCAAUCAUAUGACCUACUGAAGAGAUAAGUCUUCAGUAAAGACUUAAAGGUUGAGACCGAGUCUGCGUCUCUCACAUGGGUAGGCAGACUAUUCCAUAAAAAUGGAGAUCUUUAGGAGAAAGCCCUGCCUCCAGCUGUUUGCUUAGAAAUUCUAGGGACAAUUAGGAGGCCUGCGUCUUGUAAACGUAGCGUACUUGUAGGUAUGUACGGCAGGACCAACUCGGAAAGAUAGGUAGGAGCAAGCCCAUGUAACGCUUUAUAGGUUAACAGUAAAACCUUGAAAUCAGCCCUUGCCCAGGAAGCCAGUGUAGGGAAGCUUGCACUGGAGUAAUAUGAUCAAAUUUCUUGGUUCUAGUCAGGAUUCUAGCAGCCGUAUUUAGCACUAACUGAAGUUUAUUUAGUGCUUUACCCGGGUAGCCGGAAAGUAGAACAUUGCAGUAGUCUAACCUAGAAGUAACAAAAGCAUGAAUUAAUUUUUCUGCAUCAUUUUUGGACAGAAAAUUUCUGAUUUUUGCAAUGUUACGUAGAUGGAAAAAAGCUGUCCUUGAAACAGUCUUGAUAUGUUCUUCAAAAGAGAGAUCAGGGUCCAGAGUAACGCCGAGGUCGACUUUACAACCAUCAAGAUUAAUUGUCAGAUUUAACAGAUUAUCUCUUUGUUUCUUGGGACCUAGAACAAGCAUCUCUGUUUUGUCCGAGUUUAAAAGUAGAACGUUUUCAGCCAUCCACUUCCUUAUGUCUGAAACACAGGCUUCUAGCGAGGGCAAUUUUGGGGCUUCACCAUGUUUCAUUGAAAUGUACAGCUGUGUGUCAUCCGCAUAGCAGUGAAAGUUAACACUAAACACUAAACAAACUAACAAAAUAGCAAACGAACCAUGAAGCUAUACAAAAAUGAGUGCUGACAGGCAACUACACAUAGACAUACAACCCAUAAAAUACCCAAGGAAUAUGGCUCCCUAAAUAUGGUCCCCAAUCAGAGACAACAAUAAACAGCUGCCUCUGAUUGAGAACCAAUCUAGGCAACCAUAGACAUAUAAGUACCUAGACUAGAAAAAACCAUAACAUACAAAACCCCCAAGACAAUACAAAAUGUAAACAAACCACCCUUGUCACACCCUAACCUAACCAAAUAAUAAAGAAAACUAAGACAACUAAGGUCAGGGCGUGACACAGCCACCACAGCUUCCCUGUAUAUGUUGUCGUCCACCAGGGUGUGUCGGAUUUCUUUGAGUUUCUUGUGGAUGUAGAUCCUCUCCUCCAGUUCAUGUAGGAAAGCCUCGGUUACCCCGUAAACUCUGGGAAUAGACGGCACAAGACCCAUAGACUCCAGGGCUCUGACCAGCGAAGGGAUAAACCUGCAGGACCACAGUCUUUUCACCAGCUCCUCAAAAUGGUUGAAGAAGUAGUAUCUUGGGGGCUUGUAUAAACACAGAUGAUGGCGCUGGCUGGGGUGAUUGAUCUCAAAACCUAUGCAUUUUCUCUUAUAUUCUCUCCAAUCACCAUGUCUAAAAGUGGCUACAGAGGCCUUGAUGGUGUCCACAAAAAUAGUACUGACCACCCCAUCAAACACAUCCUCAGGCUGUGUACAUGUUUGUGGUGUCGGGGGUCUUGCCAGGGGGGAGUAGAAUGGUGGGCUUCGAGGCAUAGAGUCCUUAGGUUCUGGCACCCAUGACGUAUCGGAGUCGUGGUAUGUUGUAUGAAUAUCCAUGGUAUAUGCUGAAAUGAAGAACCGGAGGCUUUAUGGGCACUCCUUUUAUUAUUGAACCAGUCCUUUGGUAUCAGGGCGUGGUAUCAGGGUGUGGUAUCGGGGCGUGGUAUCAGGGCGUGGUUAACGCAGCCACGUACUUAGUUUUCUUUGGGGGCUGACCCUUCUGAGGAUGUCCCUUCUUGGGGUUCUUUUGAAUCAUAAUCCUCAGGAUUCGUAUAUACACUGCUCAAAAAAAUAAAGGGAACACUUAAACAACACAAUGUAACUCCAAGUCAAUCACACUUCUGUGAAAUCAAACUGUCCACUUAGGAAGCAACACUGAUUGACAAUCAAUUUCACAUGCUGUUGUGCAAAUGGAAUAGAAAACCGGUGGAAAUUAUAGGCAAUUAGCAAGACACCCCCAAAAAAGCAGUGGUUCUGCAGGUGGUGACCACAGACCACUUCUCAGUUGCUUUGCUUCCUGGCUGAUGAUUUGGUCACUUUUGAAUGCUGGCAGUGCUUUCACUCUAGUGGUAGCAUGAGACGGAGUCUACAAUCCACACAAGUGGCUCAGGUAGGGCAGCUCAUCCAGGAUGGCACAUCAAUGCGAGCUGUGGCAAGAAGGUUUGCUGUGUCUGUCAGCGUAGUGUCCAGAGCAUAGAGGCGCUACCAGGAGACAGGCCAGUACAUCAGGAGACGUGGAGGAGGCCAUAGGAGGGCAACAACCCAGCAGCAGGACCGCUACCUCAGCCUUUGUGCAAGGAGGAGCAGGAGGAGCACUGCCAGAGCCCUGCAAAAUGACCUCCUGCAGGCCACAAAUGUGCAUGUGUCUGCUCAAACGGUCAGAAACAGACUCCAUGAGGGUGGUAGAGGGCCCGAUGUCCACAGGUGGGGGUUGUGCUUACAGCCCAACACCGUGCAGGACGUUUGGCAUUUGCCAGAGAACACCAAGAUUGGCAAAUUCGCCACUGGCGCCCUGUGCUCUUCACAGAUGAAAGCAGAUUCACACUGAGCACAUGUGACAGACGUGACAGAGUCUGGAGACGCCGUGGAGAACGUUCUGCUGCCUGCAACAUCCUCCAGCAUGACCGGUUUGGCGGUGGGUCAGUCAUGGUGUGGGGUGGCAUUUCUUUGGGGGGCCGCACAGCCCUCCAUGUGCUCGCCAGAGGUAGCCUGACUGCCAUUAUGAGAUGAGAUCCUCAGACCCCUUGUGAGACCAUAUGCUGGUGCGAUUGGCCCUGGGUUCCUCCUAAUGCAAGACAAUGCUAGACCUCAUGUGGCUGGAGUGUGUCAGCAGUUCCUGCAAGAGGAAGGCAUUGAUGCUAUGGACUGGCCCGCCCGUUCCCCAGACCUGAAUCCAAUUGAGCACAUCUGGGACAUCAUGUCUCGCUCCAUCCACCAAUGCCACAUUGCACCACAGACUUUCCAGGAGUUGGCGGAUGCUUUAGUCCAGGUCUGGGAGGAGAUCCCUCAGGAGACCAUCCGCCACCUCAUCAGGAGCAUGCCCAGGCGUUGUAGGGAGAUCAUACAGGCACGUGGAGGCCACACACACUACUGAGCCUCAUUUUGACUUGUUUUAAGGACAUGACAUCAAAGUUGGAUCAGCCUGUAGUGUGGUUUUCCACUUUAAUUUUGAGUGUGACUCCAAAUCCAGACCUCCAUGGGUUGAUAAAUUUGAUUUCCAUUGAUAAUUUUUGUGUGAUUCUGUUGUCAGCACAUUCAACUAUGUAAAGAAAAAAGUAUUUAAUAAGAAUUUUUCAUUCAUUCAGAUCUAGGAUGUGUUAUUUUAGUGUUCCCUUUAUUUUUUUGCGCAGUGUAUCAUGCACUUCCUUAGCCGAACAAUGCUCUGCCGCUGUCGGCUAUGUACAAAAAGAGCAUCCAACAACUCUAACAUUUUCAAUUCCAUUAGAUCCCAACUUUUAAAAGGAAUAAGCAUUCGCAACCUAAAAUCCCCAGUCAGGCCACCAUCACGAAUGUUUUGGUUGCGGGUUUCCUCGUUGCUGAUAUAGAACUCCACGCACCCACAUGGAAGUCCAUUCUUUCUUUUUUAUUUUCACCGUGUGAAAUACUCUUCCUGAGGAGCCAGGGGUACCUUCCCAACGGGUCUCGUAGCCCGUGAACACGCUAUACCCCUUUGUGAUAACUCUCAGUUCGGGACACACCACCUUGCGAAAAACCUUCCAGUCUUCAAGCCCAUAGUCCACUCCUAAAGUCUGGUCUGUAUUUUCUUCUCCUUCGGCUACGGUAUAGAGUUUCACUCUACAGGCCUGGUAAUCAAACUGAUAACCCCAUUGCUGUCCAUUAGACAUCAUCACUUGAUCUUUCAGCACCGUUGCAGGCGGUAUUUGUUCUAUACACAUUUGGAAACCGCUUUUUUGGCCAAUCGUAUAUUGCUGCUUUAUACGCGGACCUUUCUCUAUGUUUCAACCGAGGUCCUGCUUCCGUUAUUACGGUCAUCGCUGCUUUACUGCUGCUCACAAAAUCCAUGUUUAAUUUCUUUAGUGGUUUAUUGUGGUCGCUUGUGUUGUUCUGGGUCUUAUUUAUAAUGUGUCUUCCCCCAACCCAAUACCCCCAGGACAUUCCUGCUUCAUAGACAACAGCCCUAAGGGCAAUAAAAUAGGGGGUGUCUGGCUAUCCUCUUUGAAAUGUUCAAACACAUCCCCCCCUCAACGAGGUCCCUACACAUCAAUCAUCAUGACAACUUCAAAGGAAUAGAUGCAAUAUAUGCAUAAAUUAACACACACUCUAACACAUGACAACAGGAACAGGAUGCACUUAUAUGGGCAUAAUCACGUGAUAACUUCCAGCCAGGAUGUCCUGACCGGAUGCCCAUAUUUGGGCAUGCACACGUCAUCCGGACAUAGGGUCAUAAAUCAAACGUUUGACGCGUGCCGUCUACUGUAUUCUCUCUCUGGAGCCAAUGGAAAAGUUUUCACUCAAGGGCCAGUCAAACACCUCUAUGGGUUUGCCACCUGCACCAGUUAUCAGACCUCCAGUGGACAGAAGAGAGACACCUGGGAAUUCUGAUCGGCCAACAAGGCUUGAGCCAAACAUUCAACAACAGCAGCAGCCAGUGUGUGAUCCAAUUCUUCGUGAGAUCUUAACCUCCAUAGAAAUGAUUGAGCAACAGAAAAAGCCGAUUGUGUUGCAGCUUCAAAAGCUUCAGGCGAACAGAUCAACACUGGAUGAGGUUCCAGAUUUGACAGACCUUCGACUUCCAAUGUCCUCGCUGGAAGACAUGAGGAGAGUUGAGGACCAUAUAUUUGGGACUGUCUGGAGGGAUGAACACCAAGGAGAAUGUGUGGAGAAUCCUCUCAAAACUCCUUACAAAUGGCCUGGCCAUGAAAAUGAAUUGGAGAGGGGCCAAUGGGAAACAGGCUUUUGAACCUCUUGCCUUAAAAAGUGUUGUUAUCGGUGCUGUGCAUCGCAGCCAUUCUGAAGUUCCUGAUGUGAAGGUAGAAAAAUAAAUAAAAUGAUGGAUGCAGCUAGCCGCUGACAGAGAUGGAUGGAGAAAAGUAGAGAGCGAGUGAGAAGUGACCAGACCGUGGAGGAGUGAUGGAGAAAACUGAAUGACUACCAUAGCUUAAAUAGAAAGAAAUCUUAAUUCAUUAAUAAAAUUAUAUGAAUCUUUCAUGUUUAAGUAGUAUUUUGGUGUUUUGAUACUUUGUUGAAGGCAAUUGAUCAUCGUUAAAACUUUGUGGAUGGGUAUAAUUUGUAUGUAUAAAAUGUAUAAUAGUAAUAUUUAAAAUGACUAAAUCGGGUAAUUUUGUGUACAUUUAUUUAAAUUUGCAUCGGGCCACUUCUGCGUGGAUUCUGGUAAAAUUCCGGUAGACGGAAACGGGCCAAUGUACUUGGGCUGAUUCUGUGCAGUCAAUCAUUUUGAUUCUGGGCCGAGUCCGACACCUGAUUCCGGGCGGAUUCAAUCAGUUCCGGCCCCCCAAAAGAGGGCCACUUCUGCGCCGAUUCCUCAUUGCUAGCUGGGUUCCUAGUCCCUGCUGCUGAAAAACAUCCCCACAGCAUGAUGAUGCCACCACCAUGCUUUACCAUAGGGAUGGUGCCAGGUUUCCUCCAAGUUCAAUCUUGGUUUCAUCGGACCAGAGAAUCUUGUUUCUCAUUGUCUGAGAGUCCUUUAGGUGCCUUUUGGCAAACUCCAAGCGGGCUGUCAUGUGCCUUUCACUGAGGAGUGGCUUCCGUCUGGCCACUCUAUCAAAAAGGCCUGAUUGGUGGAGCGCUGCACAGGUGGUUGUUCUUCUGGAAUGUUCUCCCAUCACCAUAGAGGAACUCUGGAGCUCUGUCUGAGUGACCAUCAGGUUCUUGGUCACAUCCUUGACCAUGGUCCUUCUCCUCCGAUUGCUCAGUUUGGGCUGGGCGGCCAGCUCUAGGAAGAGUCUUGGGGGUUCCAAACGUCUUCCAUUUAAGAAUGAUGGAGGCCACUGUGUUCUUGGGGACCUUCAAUGCUGCAGAAUUGUUUUGGUACACUUCCCCAUAUCUGUACCUCGACACAAUCCUGUCUUGGAGCUCUACGGAAAAUUCCUUAGACCUCAUGGCUUGGUUUUUGUCUAUAUAAAGGUGUGACCUUUUAUAUAGACAGGUGUGUGCCUUUCCAAAUCAUGUCCAAUCAAUUGAAUUCACCACCGAGUCUCAUAGCAAAGGGUCUUAAUGCUUAUGUAAGUAAGGCAUUUCUGUUUAAUAUUUUUAAUAAAUGUACAAACAUUUCUAACAA
Salvelinus fontinalis (brook trout) is the source of this 10594-nucleotide messenger RNA. RefSeq lists its product as uncharacterized. Bases 2474 to 3448 code for a protein of 324 amino acids. The transcript has 4 exons. The record is from RefSeq and is a predicted model, not a curated record. NCBI's taxonomy places the organism in Eukaryota, Metazoa, Chordata, Actinopteri, Salmoniformes, Salmonidae.